Fusarium keratoplasticum is the source of this 999-nucleotide messenger RNA. RefSeq names its product 2-dehydropantoate 2-reductase. The transcript has a single exon. Bases 1 to 999 code for a protein of 332 amino acids. Lineage: Eukaryota; Fungi; Ascomycota; Sordariomycetes; Hypocreales; Nectriaceae. Gene Ontology annotation, cellular component: cytoplasm. Gene Ontology annotation, molecular function: 2-dehydropantoate 2-reductase activity. The record is from RefSeq and is a predicted model, not a curated record. Gene Ontology annotation, biological process: pantothenate biosynthetic process.
AUGGCUGUCUCAUCUGCCAACAUACUGCUUUUUGGCGCCGGCAGUAUCGGCGGCGUCUACCUGUAUCAGCUCCUUCAGGCUGGGUGCAAUGUGACAACCGUCUGCCGGUCCAACUACACCACGGUCAAAGAGCAAGGGUUCAAGCUAUCGUCUGUGCGAUAUGGCAAUGUCGCCUUCAGACCAACCGCCGUCGUGCGCGACAUUUCGGAAUGCAGCAAAGAAUCUUUUGACUUUGUCCUGGUCUGCACCAAGUCAUUCCCCGGCAGCAAACCAUCGCUGCCUGAACAACUCAGACCUGUUCUAGAGGGAAGGCCGCAGACAACUGUUGUUUUAGCACAGAACGGCAUCAUGAUUGAGGAGGAGAUCGCGGCAGCAUUCCCUGAAAAUCCCAUCCUGAGCGGCGUUGUUUACUGUCCCGCGGUGCAGACAGGUCCUGGCACAAUUGAGUAUCCCGAGAUGCUCAACCUCUUCGAACUAGGCACCUAUCCCUCCAACGCGCCCCAGUCGCACAAGGAUUCUGCAAGACGUUUUGCCGAUCUCAUGAUUAAGGGUGGCGGCGGUGCUGAGGUCCACGAUGAUAUCCAGGUAGCCCGCUGGUCCAAGCUACUCAUGAAUGCGGCGUGGAAUCCCAUCGGGGCUCUCACGCUGACCACGGACGGAGACUUUCUCCUAACCUCGGAGCCGUACGCUCAUGAUUUAGCGUGGGGUAUUAUGAUGGAACUUGUCGAGCUGGCCAAGGCAGCGGGUAUCAAGGGCGUGACGGUUGAAGUGGCUGAGAAGAAGUUUUCCAUCGCAAAGAAGAGGGCGGAGGCGGGGACUGGGAGAGAGAUGAGCAUGCUCCAGGACGUUAGGCAGAACAGAGAGUUUGAGGUGGAAGCGAUCUUGGGUAAUGCAGUGAGGCUUGGGAAGCAAAAAGGUGUCCCCAUGCCUCGAUUAGAGACGCUGUAUGCUUUAGCCAAGGCCAGAUGUUGGGCGCUAGUCAAGGAGAGGGCCACAUGA